Molecule: messenger RNA, 1389 nt
Organism: Acanthosepion pharaonis
Lineage: Eukaryota; Metazoa; Mollusca; Cephalopoda; Sepiida; Sepiidae
Source: the annotation of a GenBank genome assembly
AUGUCUUCGUUUGCGCCAACCACAAGCAAAGUUCUAUCAUCACGCAGCAAUGUCGCCUCCAACUACGAUAAACCCGGAGCCGUGUUCUUUCCUGGAAUUGAAAAGAUAGUGUAUCGGCCAGAUGCUGGUCCAACAGAAACAAUGGUUUUCAAGCAUUAUGAUGCAUCUAAAGUUGUUUAUGGACGAACCAUGGAGGAAUGGCUUCGUUUUUCUGUCUGUUUUUGGCAUACAUUUCGAGGAACUGGUGCUGACCCAUUUGGUUUCCCAACUUUAAUGAGACCCUGGGAUGAUAAUACCAAUUCAAUGGAAAAUGCUCAACGAAGACUACGAGCAGCAUUUGAAUUCUUCUCCAAGCUGGGAAACAAAUACUGGACAUUCCAUGAUAGGGAUAUUGCUCCAGAAGGUGCUGAUCUUGCAGAAACAAACAAAAGUUUAGAUGAAAUGAGUGACUUAGCAUUGGAACUUCAACAAAAGACUGGAGUGAAAUUACUUUGGGUCACAUGCAACUUAUUUGCUAAUCCCAGGUACAUGACUGGGGCCAGCACCAGCCCUAAUGCACAUGUCUUUGCCUAUGCUGCUGCACAAGUGAAAAAAGGACUGGAAAUUGCUAAGAAACUGGGAGCUGAAAAUUUUGUUUUUUGGGGAGGACGUGAAGGAUUCCAGACAUUGCUUAACACAGAUGUCUUAUCUGAGCUCAAUCAUAUGGCUAACUUUUUCAAAAUGGCUGUGGCCUACAAAGAAAAGAUUGGAUUCACUGGUCAGUUGUUGUUGGAGCCUAAACCCAAAGAGCCAACAUCUCAUCAGUAUGAUUAUGAUGCAAUGACUGUUAUUGCUUUCCUCAAGCAUUUUGAAUUAGCAAAGCACUUCAAGAUUAAUGUUGAGCCUAACCACACAACAUUAGCUGGUCAUUGUUAUGAACAUGAUAUUGUCAUGGCUUCAGCGUUUGGAAUGUUAGGUUCUGUUGAUUCAAACACUGGUUCACCUGAUCUUGGUUGGGAUACUGAUGAAUUCCCAAUGGAUGUCAAAAAGACAACAUUAGUCAUGAAGACAAUCCUGGAACAAGGAGGAAUCCAACCUGGUGGUUUGAACUUUGACUGCAAAGUACGCCGUGAAUCUACUCAUUUAAAUGAUAUGUUUAUUGCCCAUAUUGGAGCUAUGGAUUCUUUUGCUCGAGGACUUCUUGCAGCGGCAAAAAUUCUUCAGGAUGGUGUCAUUCCUGCUUUUGUCAAAAAUCGUUAUAGCAGUUACAUGUCAGGUAUUGGCCAGAAGAUAAAUGAUGGCACUACAACAUUUGAGGAACUUGAAGCAUAUGUGCUGACCAAUGGUGAACCUGAAGUUGUCUCUGGACAGCAAGAACAUUAUCAAUCAAUGCUCAGCCAUUAUGUCUAA